AUGGAUGCAGCCGCUGUAGUUCCUGCUUCGUCUCCUGCCUCAAGAGGUUCCUCUUUCAGUGAAAUGGAAUCCCCACAGAAGGAGAGAUCCACGAAGGACGGUGGAGGAGCUGGUAGAUCGCAGGAAGGAAAAAAGGGAGACUGCUGUGUGCCUGGCUGGGAAUGGGGGGAAUUGUCUGAGAACCCAGCUUGGCUUCUGGAGCAUUUGGCUCAAGGAAUUCACAUGGUCGUCGCCGAGGAACAGAGCGUUCAGGCAAUAAAAGGGUCACAUAGCGAAAGUGGUGCCAUUUUCACCAUGUAA
Molecule: messenger RNA, 300 nt
Organism: Darwinula stevensoni
Lineage: Eukaryota; Metazoa; Arthropoda; Ostracoda; Podocopida; Darwinulidae
Source: the annotation of a GenBank genome assembly